Messenger RNA from Macrosteles quadrilineatus (aster leafhopper), 882 nucleotides. It is a transcript of the gene Saysd1, whose product is annotated as SAYSvFN domain-containing protein 1. Lineage: Eukaryota; Metazoa; Arthropoda; Insecta; Hemiptera; Cicadellidae. The coding region runs from base 325 to 807 and encodes 160 amino acids. The transcript has 2 exons. The record is from RefSeq and is a predicted model, not a curated record.
AGACAAGAGGCAAACUGGCAAACAUCUCAUCAAAAUAAUUAAGUAAAACCAGAAGUCAUUUUCAUUUUAAACUUCUUUAACAGAAAUACUAAUAUGCUACAGUACUGUUGUACUAUAAUGAUUAAUAAAAUGUAAACAAAAAAUCGCAUAAAGUUUGUGAAAUUAAUUAUUCCUGUUGUGUGUUGUGAGUGUGAGGUUAGGUUACAGUUUUUGUGUAGACGGAGACCAUGGUUUGACAAGACAUUACAUCAAAUUUGAACUGAAAAGGAAAUUUAGUUGAAUGUUCUAGAUAAGUUUUCUGUCAAUGCUUGUAAACUAUUUUAAAUGGAUGAAAAAUUGGCAAGAUACAGAUCCAAGAAGAGGAGAGAAGAAUUUAUCCAAUUGUCAAAAGAAAAAAUAUUCUCAUUUCUUAAAGUUGGGACUCAAAAACAUGAUAUGGUAGGAGAUGAAGUUGAACUCACUAUCAAAGAUCAGGAAGAAGAAGUUGAGUCCAAGGAUGACAACGCAAGUAUAUCCUCUCUUGAAUCCGCUGACGAAUCUGAAUGCUGUGAUGAGUUUACUUAUUCUAAAUUUUCACUAUACGCUUCACUCUGGCUGAUCUUGUUUUCUUUUGCUAUAUAUUUAGAGUUUGGUGCAAUUUAUUUCAUAGUUUCUGGUUUCUACAUUAUUUGGGCAAAUACUAGAACAGGACCAAAAAGGAGAGGUGAAGUCAGUGCAUACUCAGUGUUCAACCCUGACUGUGAAGCAAUUGAUGGAACAUUGAAACCAGAACAGUUUGAGAGAGAAAUUCGAUAUGGCUUUUUGUAGCUAUUAAAUGGCCUAUAUGACACAUUUUUGAACAUGUUAUGUAUUUUAUGGUAAAUUAUAUAUUUUUGUUAAGGA